AUUUUUAAUUGCAGAUGAAAAUGGGUGGAACAGAGGUGAGUCAUAUUAAUUGUUUAUUUUAAUCUAAACUUUUGAUACAGUUACCAUAUUCAGCUUUAUAUAACAGUUCUAUCUGGUCCUCGAAUCUGAUCGGCUGAGAGGAGUGUGAUAUUCUAGUGAUAACAGCACUUCAACCGUUUCACUGUUUGUAUCACUCCGCUUGCAGUAUUUCUGUAAUAGCAGACGCCCAAAUCCACUAUAAUUUUAUAAAUAAUACUGUUUUUGUCAAUACAUGUUUUUAAGUUAGAUUGUACUUGUUUAGACUUAAAAUAUGCGGUUUGUUAAUAAAGAUAACGUCUAUUUGUUAAUAAAGAUAACGUCUAUUUGAAAAUCAGCUUCAACGUUUUCGGAGAUGUGAGCUCCAGGGUGUCAGCGGCCAUUCAGUGCUCGUGAACCCACCGAGAGCAGCCUCACCUCGGCCAGAUUUUCUGGAAUUUGAUGCUGGCUCUGAUGUUUCUAUAAUGGUUAAACAUGAGCACUGCCUUUGUACUUUUGACUGAAUUGCCUAGCAAAUUUUAUGACGGCUGGUGUUGUUUAUUAAAUAUUAUUAUUCAAUAAAUAAUAUUUUAUAUACAUAGUAGUAUUUAGUAUUGAGAAACAGUGGGCCUCAUUCAUGAAACACGAGCAGAACUAAUUUUUGUGUAAAUCAUUCGUAAAGCUGUUCUGACGUAAAAUUUGGGAUUCAUGAAAGUGUUUGUAUUUUACAAAUGUUAGUUGGUCACAAAAAAUUUACACCUGCUCCUAGCCCCAUGUAAAUGGGUUGUAAAUCAUCCGAACAUUUUGCUCAUUGAUGGCGCUGCAUGUUUCUAAAACUAUUUACCUUAUAUAGUCACGUAUGUAUCACGCAGCAUUUUAAUAAAAUAAUAUACAGUAAUUAAACACAGUAUACUGCGUUUUCCUUUUUACUAUUAUCAUGAACAGCAGUAAUAUAAUCUGCAAAUGUAACACUUUUAUUUAAUAAUUAAUUACUUUUGUUAGGGAUGUACCAAUUAGUCUCUAAAUUAUUACGGAAAUGGCUUUCUAUAAAAUGGCCAGAAUGAGGCAUAUCAAUAAACAUUUACUAUUGCUAGAUUUGGCAGACAGAGCGCUGCACAAAAGACGUAUUUUUAGAGACCGUGUAGACUUACUACCAGAUAAUGAAGACUGGUUGAUUCAAUUGUUUUAGGGCCUGAUACUCCACUGUGUACUCUUGAAAAUAAAAUGCUGUGUUUUGAGUAGAAUUUCUGCAUCUGAGAAAUUUUUCUUUUUCGUUCGCUUUUGAGAAGACAUGUUGAAAUUCUUAUUUUCAUUUCAUAAUGUGAUGCCCAUUUAUAGCUGUCGGUCGGAAUUCAUGGGUGGGGAUUAUGAUAAUUAUGAAUGAGCGUGCACGCUUGCCCCAUUUACGAAUGAUUGAAAUUCAUUAACAUACACAUGUUUAACUAUCAAAUCUGAUGUUUACGAAGCUUUUGUGAAUCCGGAGGAGAGCUUUUGGGGAAGGUAUGUUUUACGCCCGAAUUACUCAGAAUUUACUCAUAUUUACGCAAGUUUCAUGAAUGAGGCCCAGUGUGUGUGUUCGUGAUGGUGAUUUUAGUUACAUUGUUCUGCCAUUAGAUGGCGACAAGAGUCUGACGUGUCAGUGGUAAAGACUUUUAUAUUGAAAAAGACUGAAACGGAAGUUAUUUUGAGUUUUAAUAACAGCUUGUAAGACACAGUUAACAAAUGCAGUGAUCAGGGCUGUCAUCGGAAAUCACCCUUAACAAAUGAAAGAAAGUCUCAUAAUUCUCUACAUAAUACAGUGAUACAAUAAGCUUUUAAUGAAGGCACUCAGCGUUCCUUCAUACUAAAGUUACGUUUCUGAAUUAGUAACGGAUCUUGAGCUCAGUCUUUGAACUCUCAAAAUGAGAUCUGAAUCUGCGGCGGAAGGAAGUAUUUCCGCACAAAAGAGGAUUUUUAAAGACACUCCGUUGUUGUUUCUUAUGUAUUUACAGACUUGUGCCGGCCAACUGUUGUAUAAAAGCAAUAUCACACUCGUAGCUGUGCGAUAUCGCUGUAAAUCAGCACAGAUAUGAUUACCUACUGCCGAAUCACAACUGUGCUGAUAUACAGCCAUAUCGCACUGCUACUUGUGUGAUAUUGGUCAUUUAUGACCUUCAUAAGUAAUUCACAUCUAUGUUGUUGUUUUGUUUUGAUUGUUGUUGUUUUUUUUUUGUUUUUUUUGAGUAACUGUGCUUCUUACAGUGUGUUACUUUACAUUUACAUUUGUUCAUUUAGCAGAUGCUUUGAUCCAAUGUGAUUUACAAAUAAAGAAUGUGUAAUAUAUUAUUAAAUAUUUAAAGUUACUUAGGGUGAAUUUAGGUAAAUUUAGACACUUUUGACAGUCUUUUUGCUGUCAAAAUGUAGCUCAAUUUACCUGAAUUCAUAUUUCAUCGCUGCUCACAUAAUUGUUAGGUUUGGGUUAAUACUUUAUUUUAUCCACAUUUUAAUAGCUGCAAUACUCAUACUCAGUAAUCAGUAGAUGCAGUACUCUCAAGGAAGACACUCCAGAGACUCCACUGUGUGCUUUGAAGUGAUUAUUUUCUUAUGAAAUAUGCAUAUGUCAUCAUUCUCAAAAUCAGAUAGGAUAGUAAACAUGCAAUAUACGAGCCUAACUCCAUGUCUGCGUUGGAUGCAAACAGAGUGCCACAUCGUAUCAAAAGCAAAUGGAACCCAUUAUAAUCAGUGAUGGGUUUGUAUUGCUUGCUUUGUUGUGUCCAGUGUAGAUAUGGUGUAAAGCUCAUGUUUGUGGGCAGUAAUAUUCAGUGUUAAAUAAUUGUAUCAGAGAUCACUGACAGCAGUAUUGACUGAUCAUUUAAAAACUGAUGCAAAGACAGAACUUUUUCACAAAACAUUUGGAGUGUUUCAAAAAAGCUAAAACAUAUUUUUAAGAAAUUGAUGCAGAAUGUGAGGAAAAUAAUAAACCAAGAAUAAACCAACAGAAUCAGAAGAUACAAAAAUGAAGCUUUAUGUUUAUAACCUUGUAUAACCAUGGGGAGUGUUCCUUUAACUCAACUGGUAUGGCGUUUCCUGAAACACACAAACAUGUAUUGAAUUCAAUGUAAGCCACUUUGGAAUAAAGUAUGAUCAUUCCAGCAGCUGAAUGAAUGUAAAUGUAAAAUAAUCAGUAAGAAGCAAAGUAUAAAAAAAGCUUGUAAAAUUAAAAUUGUAAUGUCACCUCAUACAGUCAAGUGAAUCUCAUGAAAGAUCUCCAUCUGUGGAGAUAGAGACAGAAUUGAAAAGAAGAGAGACAGAAUUGAAAAGAGAGAGAGAACGAUAUAGAAGAAAGAGAGAACUGCAUGAAAGAGCCAUGGAACUGGAUACAAAAGCAAUGAAACUGGAUGAAAGAGCGAGGAAACUGGACAGAAGAGCGAUGGAGCCGGAUUUUAGAGAAAGAGACCUGGAGAGAAGAGAAAAAGAAAUGGAGUUAAGAGAGAGAGUACUGGAUAUGGGCCAUUUUCCAUACAGACAUUGGAGAUGGAUUAUAAAUAUGAUUAUACUGGAUGGAAGAGAGAUGGAACCAGAGACGAGAGAGAGAGUACUGGAGAUAAAAGAGAGAGUACUGGAGAUGAUGCUGUUUAAACCAGAAUGGUUGAUUGAUCGUAUAGAGGAAGAAAUUAUGGAAAGAGCAAUGGAACCAGAUAUUACAGUAACGGAAAUAGAGAGAAAAGAGAAUCUACUGAAGGUAGUAGAGAGUACACACAGGAGAUAUAUGUAUGUAUUUCGAAAUAUGUAUUCCAAUAAAAGAGAAAGAGAAAUGGAACUGGAUAGAAGAGCAAAGGAACUGGAUAGAAGAGCAAUGGAGCUUGAUAGAAGAGAGAGAGAAAUCGUGAAAAGAGUGACUGAACCAGAUGUUAGAGAGAGAGAACUGGAUAGAAGAGAGAGAGAACUGGAACAGAGAACAGAAAUGAUGAUCCUGUACAGAAGACCAUUUCCCCCAUUUAUGAGAUACAGAAGAGCAAUGAAAUACAGAAGAGCAAUGGAACUGGAUAGAAGAGCAAAGGAAUUGGAUAGAAGAGCAAAGGAACUGGAGAGAAGAGCAAAGGAACUGGAGAGAAGAGGGAUGGAACCAGAUAUUAGAGAGAGAGAAUUGGCAAGAAGAGAAAAAGAACUGGAGAAAAGAGAGAUAGAACAAUUUAUAAAUGAAAGACAGAUGGAAUUUCAUUAUAUGAUAGUUGGAGGAGACACAGCACUGGAUAGAAGAGAGAAAGAACUUGAUGGAAGAAAGAAAGAACUUGAAGGAAGAGAGAAAGAACUUGAUUUAAGAGAGAAAGAACUGGAGGAGAUGACUGGAGGACUGAAACCUGUGCGACAGGGCAGCAUGGAAUUACAGCCUCCUACAAUGAAUGACGAACCUCCAGGUUCUCCCUGAAUGUACCACGAAUGCACUGAAGCAAAUUGAUGGAUUUUUUACGUGUCCAGUGAAGGUUGAGUGCAGCUGAUCAAAUGAUCCAUCGACUAAUCAAUGAAAGUUAAAUGACCAAGACUCUCAUCAUAAUGGUUUCUGGUUUGGCUGAACUGUGCUCACAUUCAUUUACAUUUCUAAUCAGUGCACAGCAUGUUUGUAUGUACAGUUUGCUGGACAAUCAAAAAAAUAUCUUUUACAGCCAUACAUUUCAUUUUAUCUUAUAUUUUAACCCUUUUGUUUUUAAUAGCUUACUGUGUAAGUCACUUUGGCAGAAAUCAUCUGUUAACCUUAUGCAUGUCUUUAUUUUAUUUUUUUAAUUAUCCAAGUCCAGAAUUAGUGAAAUCAUCAUUAUUACAAGUUCAGACCGAAAGUGUUGAUUUACAAUUCCCUACUCAUGUAUUAUAUAAUCCAUUGCAUUUAGUCUGGUAUUAAUGCUAUGUAUUGGCUCUUUUCCACGGAGCGGUAUGGUUCGGUACAGUAAAGUAUCCAAUAACCAUGUUUUGGAGUAUUUUAUAUAAAUAUUUUCAUGUUAUCUUUUUAUUUUACGGCAUGUAUUUGUGAAAAUGAUUAGGCAGCCGCAGCACACAUCACAUAGGAAAACGCUGCGCAUUUCAAGGCACUUCAGUGGAGCUUAAUAUUACCUGUUUUGUCAAUGUUAAAAAUAUUUUUAAUGUAUAAAUAAGUACUACAGGUUUUUACUCAAGUCUUUAUCACUUUAUUAAAAUUAAUCAAAACAAAAUGACAAAUGUUUACUUUCUGAAGCUGGCUCGUUCUCGUAUAGGCUUGUAGUAUGCAGUCUCUUGCUCAAUUAGGUAACAAAAAGUGUCGAGAAACGACACCUCUGGCCAUUCCAUUGGGUCGUUUGUCCAGUCACAGAUGCCGUACGGACAGUCCGACCUAAUACGACUCAGUUUUUACUUAUUUUGCUCUGUCGAGCGGCAGAAAUGAUUUUAUGUAGGCCAUUCUGAGUCAACACCAUGCUUUUCCAAUGAGGGAUAAAGGACCGUUUUCCCCCACGCCAACACACAGCUAUAAGGGGCGGUCACACUGCACUUUUCGUUCCAUUGACUUCCAUUCAAACGCAUGCGAAUGUGUCAGACCGGAAACACAAGCUCAUGCGAAAAAUUUUGCAUUUCCCUGCGUUCCAAAGUUCAAGUUUGGUGAUCUCAGACCUGCGAAUUCACAUCACGUGAAGACGUGUGACCAGUAGAAGAUCAAUACGUCACUACGUGAUCUCUCUGUACAGAAAUUCAAAAAUGGAGGACACGCUAAUUUUAGCCAGCGUCCUAUUUUAUAUAAUACAUCUUUAAAAUACACGUGAAAUCAAAAUUGACUAUAUUUAUUUUGUUAGCGCACAUUGCUAAUUUUGUGGUGAACAAUUCAUCCGAGCAAGUCAAUUCACAAAAAAAAUUUGUUUGCCUUCGUAAUCUUUAAUACAAAUUUGAGAAUCCUCCUCCCCGCUAAAACGACGGACCUUCUGUGAUGACGUCAGUCUGACCUAAGGCAAUCAGUUCACGGUAGAAAAACAAACAAACCACGCCCUCUAUGCUUUUCUCAUUCAAUAUUCCGUUUCUCUCGGAAGUACCUCAAAAUACGGAAGUAAAAUCGGUCGCAAACUUCCUGUUCACGCAGACUUUAAAAUAUUAUAAAAAUGAAAUAAAAAAAGAAGCAGCAUGGUUCGCAGUGUCAGUGGAAACAGGAACAGAUGGUACAUUUGAAUGCGGGAACAUUUUAUAAUUUUUUAUUGCUUGUG
Messenger RNA from Cyprinus carpio (common carp), 6212 nucleotides. RefSeq names its product histone-lysine N-methyltransferase, H3 lysine-79 specific-like. The record is from RefSeq and is a predicted model, not a curated record. The coding region runs from base 3362 to 4423 and encodes 353 amino acids. Lineage: Eukaryota; Metazoa; Chordata; Actinopteri; Cypriniformes; Cyprinidae. The transcript has 2 exons.